Messenger RNA from Sporothrix schenckii 1099-18, 4623 nucleotides. RefSeq names its product vacuolar protein sorting protein. Gene Ontology annotation, cellular component: Golgi apparatus; membrane. Gene Ontology annotation, biological process: Golgi to endosome transport; Golgi to vacuole transport; protein targeting to vacuole. Gene Ontology annotation, molecular function: protein binding. The coding region runs from base 1 to 4623 and encodes 1540 amino acids. The transcript has a single exon. The record is from RefSeq and is a predicted model, not a curated record. NCBI's taxonomy places the organism in Eukaryota, Fungi, Ascomycota, Sordariomycetes, Ophiostomatales, Ophiostomataceae.
AUGAGGGUCUCGUCCGCGUUGCACACGGCGGCGGCGCUGGCCGCGCCCCUGUGGGCUCUAUUCUGGGCCAUCUCGCCGGCCGCCGCCGCUGCCGACGGGCCCACCUUCCACGUCAGCGCCUUCGGCUACCAGCCCGACAACCUCAACUACUUUGAGGACUCGGACGUCAUCCUCUUCCACGACUUUGUCGAGGGCCUCAUCUACCGCUCGGCCGAUGCCGGCGCGCACUGGGACAAGGUCACGGCCAUCCCCGCCAUGGCCGCGGCGCGCCUUGUCAUGCACCAGUACCACCCCGAGCGCGCGUUUGUCCUGACCGAGGGCAUCACCCACUACCGCACCGAGGACCGCGGCAAGACGUGGCAGUCGUUUCUGACCGACGCCGAGAGCAGCAUGUUCCAGUACGACGUGCUGACCUUCCACGCCGCCGACCCGGACCGCAUCAUCUUCAACGGCAUGGACUACGACGCCGCCUCGUUCAGCGAGGUCGCCAUGUACACCACCGACGGCUUCCGCACCGACGCCAAGUUCUUGCGCGGCAACACCGCCGGCUGCUGGUGGGCCAAGGGCUCCGAGCUCUUUACUACGGGCGCGGCCGACCUCGACGCCAGCCGCAUCCUCUGCAUCGUGCGCGACACGCUGUCGCCCUUCAAGCAGGAUCAGCGCCUGCUCGUGUCGGACAACUACUUCAAGGCCGUCAAGGCCGACGGCGUCGUCCAGGAGUUUGAGCCCAACCUCGACACCAACCGCCCCGUCCAGGGCAUUGUCAACAUUGCGGCCGUCAAGAAGUACCUGCUGGUGGCCACCACGUCGCUGAACACGGACGAGAUGGCCCUCUUUGUCACCGACGACACGCUGCGCUGGCACCGCGCAGUCUUCCCGGCCGACCACCGCAUCAACCAGGAGUCGUACACCGUGCUCGAGAGCACCAACUACAGCAUCCAGAUCGACGUCAUGAACACCCGGCCCUCCGACCCCACCGGCGUGCUCUUCACGAGCAACUCCAACGGCACCUUCUUUACCCAGAACCUCGACUACACGAACCGCAACAAGCGCGGCCACGUCGACUUUGAAAAGAUCUCGGGCAUCCAGGGCAUCUUUCUGGUGAACCGCGUCGAGAACGGCGAGGCCGUCAGCAACGACCGCGUCGGCAAGAAGAUUGUCAGCGAGAUCACCUUUGACGACGGCCGCACCUUUGCGCCGGUCGGCUUGCGCGGCCAGGGCAAGGAGCGCCUGCACCUGCACUCGGUCACGGACCUCAGCAACGUGGGCCGUGUCUUUUCGAGCCCGGCCCCCGGCCUCGUCAUGGCCGUCGGCAACACCGGCGACUACCUGGGCCACUACAAGGACGGCAGCCUCUUCAUCUCGGACGACGCCGGCGUGACCUGGAUCGAGGGCCCCAAGGGCCCGCACAAGUACGAGUUUGGCGACCAGGGCUCGAUCCUGCUGGCGGUGCGCGACGCCGCCGACGUCGACGAGGUCACCUACUCGCUGGACCACGGCACGACCUGGACGGCGGCCAAGCUGCCCGACGGCCUGCAGGUGCGCCCGUACAUCCUGACGACGACGCAGGACUCGACGAGCCUCAAGUUUGUCUUGGUGGGCGAGGCCAAGGACCGCUGGCACAUCAUCGCCAUUGACUUUGCGGGCCUGCACGAGGCCACGUGCAAGGACAGCGACCUCGAGGACUGGUGGGCGCGCGUCGACGACAAGGGCCAGCCGACCUGCCUGAUGGGCCACACGCAAAAGUACCACCGCCGCAAGAAGGACGCGGCCUGCUUCCUCAAGCAGGAGUUCAAGGACCCGGUCGUCGAGACGACCGACUGCGACUGCACGGACCUCGACUUUGAGUGCGACUACAACUUCCGCCGCAGCGAAAGCGGCACCGAGUGCGUGCGGGUGGGUCCGCUGGUCCUGCCCGAGGGCAGCAAGGUGUGCAGCGGCAAGGACGCCAAGCCGGACGACGUGUUUAUGGGCUCGUCGGGCUGGCGCCUGAUCCCGGGCAACACGUGCAAGCGCACCGGCGGCAAGCAAAAGGACGACCUGGUGGAGCACAAGUGCAGCGAGACGGGCACGGCACCCAACACGCCGGCGUCGGGCGAGAUUGCCAACACGCCCUACGACUUUCAGCUGUCCGAGUUCACCGACUUUGAGAAGCACUACCUGGAGCGCGGCGACUCGAGCUCGGACACGGCCGACAACGAGGCCAUCAUCAUGCGGCCGAUCCAGCGCGCGCGCGGCGAGGGCGGCCCCAUCUAUGUGACCAACGACCACGGCAAGACGUGGACGCACCCGGAGGUGCUUGACAAGGUGGACGUGUGGGCCAUCCUCCCGCACGAGUACUUUAAGGAAAUGGUGUUUUUUGUCACGACCAAGGAGCACGUCGUGUACACGGUGGACUACGGCAAGCAGUAUCACGAGUUCCAGGCGCCGUACCCGCCGGACGUGGAGAGCGAGCGGUCGCCGCUGCUGUUCCACCCGGACCACAAGGACUGGCUGAUCUGGAUCGGCAAGAAGUGCGAGAGCACGGGCGCGUGCUACACGGAGGCGUCCUUUUCGCGGGACCGCGGCGACAACUGGGUGACGCUCCUGCGGUACGUGGAGCGGUGCGAGUUUAUCGGCUCGAGCGCGUACAAGAACCGCAAGCCGGAGGAGGUCGUCUGCCUCGUGCACGCGCGCGAGGAGGACGUGCAGGGCGGCGACGCGAACCCGCUGCAGCUGGUGUCGAGCACAGACUGGUUCGAGACCAAGGUGGUGCACGAGGCGAACGUCAAGGGUUUUGCGACCAUGGCCGAGUUCAUUGUGGUGGCGGCCGAGGACAAGGAAAAGAGCAGCCUGCGGGCGCUGGCGAGCCUGGACGGCGAGACGUACGCGGAGGCGCGGUUCCCCGUCAACUUUGCGGUGCCCACGCAGCACGAGUACACGGUGCUGGACAGCUCGACGCACGCGGUCAACCUGUUUGUGGCGACGGAGACGGGCAAGGACCGGCGCUACGGUACGAUUCUCAAGAGCAACUCGAACGGCACGUCGUACGUGAUGAGCAUUGCGGGCGUCAACUGCGACAACCGCUACUACGUGGACUUUGAGAAGAUGCUGGGCCUCGAGGGCGUGGUGGUGGUGAACGUGGUGGCGAACCGCGACGACGCCAAGGCGACGGCCAAGAAGCUGCAGACCAAGAUCAGCCACAACGACGGCGCCGAGUGGGCGUUUCUGCCGCCGCCGCAGAAGGACGUCGACAACAACAACUACGGGUGCACGCCGCGCAAGGGCGCGCGCGAGGGCGGCGACGAGAACUGCGCGCUGCACAUCCACGGGUACACGGAGCGCGAGGACCACCGCAAGACGUUCUCGUCGUCGGGGGCGGUGGGGCUCAUGUUUGGCGUCGGCAACGUGGGCGACCAGCUGGGCCCGAUUGGCGAGGCCGACACGUUUAUGACGACGGACGCGGGCCUCACGUGGCGCAACGUCAAGAAGGGCGCGUGGACGUGGCAGUUUGGCGACCAGGGCUCGAUUGUGGUGCUGGUGCCGCGCCACGCCAAGACGCGGACGGUGUCGUUUACGACGGACGAGGGCGCGACGUUCCGCGACCACCAGUUCAGCGACGAGGAGGUGGAGGUGCUGGACAUUACGACGCUGCGGUCGGGCGCGUCGCGCAACUUCUUGCUGUGGUGCCGGUCGCCGGGGCGGGACCACGUGUUUACCAUCAACGUGGACUUUUCCGGGCUGACGGACCGGCCGUGCGAGCACGACGACAAGGACGCGGGCCAGUCGGACUACUACCUGUGGUCGCCGUCGCACCCGCUGCUGCCGGAGUCGUCGUGCCUGUUUGGGCACGUGUCGCAGUACCUGCGCAAGAAGACGGACCGCACGUGCUACAACGGGUACAAGAUCCGGCACCUGUACAACACGGAGAACUGCACGUGCACGCGGCGCGACUACGAGUGCGACUACAACUUUGAGCUCGACAACCACGGUCAGUGCUCGCUGGUGCCCGGGCUGGCGCCCAUGUCCAAGAAGCAGUGGUGCAGCGAGCACCCGGACGCGGUCGAGUACUACCCGCCGACGGGCUUCCGGCGCAUCCCGCUGACGACGUGCCAGGGCGGCGACGAGUCGGACAAGACGUCCGAUCCGAAGUCGUGCAAGGGCCACGAGGACGAGUUUGAGCGCAAGCACAGCGGGCCGGGCGCGUUUGCGAUUGCCGUGAUUGUGCUGGUGUCGGUGGGCGCGGCCGCGGCGGUGGCGUGGUACGUGUACCGCAACUGGACGGGCAAGUUUGGCGCGAUCCGGCUCGGCGAGGGCGGCUCGUCGCGCUUCACCGUCGACAGCGAUGCGCCCUACAUCAAGUACCCCAUCAUGGCGGCCGCCGGCGUCGUGGCCGUCGUCGGCACGCUGCCGCUGCUGGCGACGGCGCUCUGGCGGACGGCCACCGGUGCCCUGGAGCGGCGCGCGGGCGGCAGCGGUGGUGGUGGUGCGCGGGGCGCAUGGAGCCGGCUGGGUCUGGGCCUGGGCGGCGGGUCGCGGCGGUUCACGACGCGCGACAGCUUUGCGCGCGGACGGGGCGACUAUGCGAUUGUGGACGACGACGAGGGCGAGCUGUUGGGCGACGACAGCGACGAGGACGUCUAG